UUUCCUCUGUGCCUAGAUGCGAUGAGGACUUAGGUUUUUCAGGGCAUCUGAAAAAUCCGAAUUCAUCCUUGUAAAAGGCACCACCGAACCUCGCCAAAAUGACCGAGCAGAUGACAGUGAGGGGGACCCUGAAGGGCCACAGUGGAUGGGUCACCCAGAUCGCCACUACGCCCCAAUAUCCCGACAUGAUUCUGUCGGCGUCCCGAGACAAGUCUAUCAUCAUGUGGAAGCUGACCCGUGAUGAAACCAACUAUGGCAUCCCCCAGCGCUCCUUGAAGGGCCACUCUCACUUUGUAAGUGAUGUUGUCAUCUCCUCAGAUGGACAGUUUGCCCUGUCUGGUGCCUGGGAUGGGACCCUCCGUCUGUGGGACCUCACCACUGGCUUGACCACCCGGCAAUUUGUUGGACACACUAAGGAUGUUUUGAGCGUGGCCUUUUCUGCUGAUAACCGCCAGAUUGUGUCAGGCUCCCGGGACAAGACCAUCAAGCUGUGGAACACUCUUGGAGUCUGCAAGUACACCAUCCAGGAUGAGGGCCAUUCUGAGUGGGCAUCUUGCGUGCGCUUCUCCCCCAACAGCAGCAACCCCAUCAUUGUCUCCUGCGGCUGGGACAAGAUGGUCAAGGUGUGGAACCUGGCCAACUGCAAGCUGAAGACCAACCACAUUGGCCACACUGGCUUCCUGAACACAGUGACUGUCUCUCCUGAUGGCUCCCUGUGUGCAUCUGGAGGAAGGGAUGGUCAGGCCAUGCUGUGGGACCUGAAUGAGGGCAAGCACCUCUACACCCUGGACAGUGGUGACACCAUCAAUGCCCUCUGCUUCAGUCCCAACCGAUACUGGCUGUGUGCUGCCACUGGCCCCAGUAUCAAGAUCUGGGAUCUGGAGGGCAAGAUCAUUGUGGAUGAGCUGAGACAGGAAGUGAUCAGCACAAACAGCAAGGCUGAACCCCCACAGUGCACUUCCCUGGCAUGGUCUGCUGAUGGACAGACCCUGUUUGCUGGCUACACUGACAACCUGAUCAGAGUGUGGCAGGUCACCAUUGGAACUCGAUAAGAGCUUGUCCUCGAAGCAACUUUGAAUAAAAGACUGUUUUGAAAAGAACAUGUAUGCCGUCUUGGUUUCAACAACUUCUGAUACCAGUGAAAUAAUACAUACAAUAAGGUGUUUAUUACAAUAAACUUGCCUUUUUCCUUUUGAAUUUUAUUUCACACAAAGUAGUUGAUGUCGGUGGGGAUAACGAUGUAUUCCAAACCUCAUCACAGCCAUAAUGCAAAAACUAACAAAUACAUGGGUUUAUUUAAAAGCAAUUUUGGUUAAGAAAAAACGAAUUAAAAGUAAGAAUCAUA
Chelmon rostratus (copperband butterflyfish) is the source of this 1345-nucleotide messenger RNA. RefSeq names its product receptor for activated C kinase 1 (gene rack1). The transcript is spliced from 8 exons. The record is from RefSeq and is a predicted model, not a curated record. Bases 99 to 1052 code for a protein of 317 amino acids. NCBI's taxonomy places the organism in Eukaryota, Metazoa, Chordata, Actinopteri, Chaetodontiformes, Chaetodontidae. Gene Ontology annotation, cellular component: nucleus; cytosol. Gene Ontology annotation, biological process: positive regulation of protein phosphorylation; rescue of stalled cytosolic ribosome. Gene Ontology annotation, molecular function: protein kinase C binding; translation regulator activity; ribosome binding.